ACUGGAUCUUACGAUCAGAUGUUAAAAAUAUGGUCGGCUGAUGAUGAAAGUGAAAAUGCUGGUGGAGAUGAUGAUAAGAAAAGGUUCAAAUCAGAUUCUCUGAAAACAAAAGUGAAGACUCCUUUAAUGACAUUGAGCGGUCACACAGAUGGAGUGAGCGGCAUACAGUGGACUGACACAAGUGAAGUUAGCACCUGUGGUUUAGAUUGCACUCUUAAGAUUUGGGAUGUUGAACUUGGUGGACUGAAAAGUCAACUGAAUGGUUCAAAAGCUUUUCUCGCCAUUUCAUAUUCACCUAUAUCAAGACUAAUUGUGUCAGGAUCCUCUGAUCGCCAUGUUAGGUUGUGGGAUUCUAGAUCAAAAGAUGGUGCCCUGGUUAAAUCUUCAUUUUCCUCUCAUAAUUUAUGGGUAACAUCUGUAAAAUGGUCACCAUCUGAUGAAUACCAGUUCAUAUCAGGAUCUAUGGAUUCUCUGGUCAAAUUAUGGGACACAAGAAGUCCGAAAGCACCUCUAUUUGAUAUUUCUGGCCAUGAAGACAAAGUGCUUUCUGUUGACUGGUCUUCCAAAGAUCUUAUUGUUAGUGGAGGAGCUGAUAACCAUGUUAAGUUGUAUAAAUUUAAAGGUAAAACUGAAGAAGCCAUGGAAAGUUAAGUUGUAAAGGAAAAAAGCUGUGAAUAAAUUAUUUUAAAAACUUUCUUGCAGUUAGCCAACUCAGGAUGUAUAUUUAUUAAUAAAGAUAAUGAUAGCAAAUACAUGUUUUGUAU
Messenger RNA from Uloborus diversus, 764 nucleotides. RefSeq names its product ribosome biogenesis protein WDR12 homolog. Lineage: Eukaryota; Metazoa; Arthropoda; Arachnida; Araneae; Uloboridae. The transcript has 7 exons. Gene Ontology annotation, molecular function: protein binding. Bases 19 to 651 code for a protein of 210 amino acids. Gene Ontology annotation, cellular component: preribosome, large subunit precursor. The record is from RefSeq and is a predicted model, not a curated record.